Magnolia sinica is the source of this 1002-nucleotide messenger RNA. RefSeq lists its product as uncharacterized. The record is from RefSeq and is a predicted model, not a curated record. Gene Ontology annotation, molecular function: nucleic acid binding; RNA-DNA hybrid ribonuclease activity. The transcript is spliced from 5 exons. The coding region runs from base 1 to 1002 and encodes 333 amino acids. Lineage: Eukaryota; Viridiplantae; Streptophyta; Magnoliopsida; Magnoliales; Magnoliaceae.
AUGGCUGAAAGCAUUGCUCUUGUGCAGGAAUUGGUCAGGGAUCUCAACAGGAAAGUGUGUAAAUGGUUGAGAAGUGUUGGAACAACGCCUGGUUCUCAAUUCUCAUUAACGGGAAAGCCGCAGGCUUUUUCAAGUCUUCUAGAGGGAUUCGCCAGGGGGACCCCCUAUCCCCUAGUCUAUUCAUUCUUGCGGCUCAGAUGCUUAGCAGAGGCCGGCUUCUACCUGUCGGACAGCCCGGACUCCCACAUUUGGCCGUUCACCCCUAGCAGCGUGUUCUCUGUCAUCUCUACUUGGAACCUUUGCAGAUUGAGCAAGCCACGCAAAGACUGGUCUCGGUGGGUAUGGCAUGCUAGUCUACCCCCGAGAAUCUCCCUAUUUGUCUGGAGACUCUUACACAAGGCUAUCUCGGUUGAUGUGGAAGUUCAAAAGCGUGAUGUGUCAUUAGCUUCCCAGUGCGAUUGCAGUCCAGAUACUUCUUCCAGUUACUGCUCGGUGGAGUCCCUGCAACACAUUUUCAUCAACAGCCCUUUAGCGUCAGUGAGUUGGGGGUACUUUGGUGGGAUUUUUGGGAUUGUAUGCAAUUCAAAUUCCACUGUUGAAGGAAGUUUAGAAAGCUUCCAUUUUCCUGAUCUUCUUCGCCCGCCUCCUCGCAGAACGUCCGCGGCUGAGUUGGGGAUAGUAGCCGCAUCGCGAGUUAGAUCAUCUCCUACUGUCAUCAGGUGGAUGAAACCGCAAUUGGUGUGGGUCAAGCUCAACAUUGACGGGUCGGCUAGAGGAAAUCCGGGCCCAUUUGGCGGAGGUGGCAUUUGUAGAGGUGACAGGGGCAAGUUCAUCUUUGCGUUCUCGUCAGGUUACAGGUUAGCAUCCAAUGUCUACGCUGAGCUGAGAGCGAUUCAUGACAGUCUCUCAUUUUGUUCUCGGCUAGGCCUUUCGAGAAUACAAGUUGAAUUGGACUCCAGUCUCGCCGUGGACUUUUUGAAUGAGACAGUCAAGCCCAGCUAG